AAACGUCAUAGGGGCAGCCUGUAAACAUUCAUAAUCUGUAUUACCAAACAACGAUACUCUCUCUUUUUCUCUCUCCUCGUCCUAAAACAUUCAAUCAUUCUUCCCACUACUCUGUCAAUUUCUGUCUCCUCAAGAACCCUAAUUUUUUCCUGCAAUUUUUUCUCAUUUUUUUUUUUGGUUUUUUGAUUCUUUCUAUAGUGUGCAAGUAACAGUUUUAGACUUUUAGGGCACCAAUUUCAGCAAUUUCUUCAGAUCAAAAGCUCGUCACUCGAUUCAGUUUCUUUCAACAAUUACACACUCUUCUGUUCGUCAGCAUUUGUGAUUUGGGAGAAUUAUGCGCUCAUUUUAGGGUUACGCAUUGUUUAGGAUUUUCUCUCAGAGUUGUGUUUUGCCGGGUUUUUUUAAAUUCCGGCGAAAAUGGCGACUGAUUUACCGAUGAGUCCCCAGAUGGAGCAGAUUCAUGGCGAACUUCGUGAUAAUUUCCGAGCUCUUGCCAAUGGGUUCCAGAAGCUUGACAAGGUCAAAGACCCCACUAGACAAAGCAAGCAGUUGGAAGAACUUACAGGAAAGAUGAGAGAAUGUAAAAGGUUGAUCAAGGAGUUUGAUCGGGAAAUUAAAGACGAGGAGGCCAAAAAUCCGCCUGAAGUCAACAAGCAACUAAAUGAUGAGAAGCAAUCCAUGAUAAAAGAACUAAAUUCAUUUGUGGGCUUAAGGAAGACGUAUAUGAGUAGCCUUGGCAAUAAGAAGGUAGAACUGUUUGACAUGGGAGCAGGAACUAGUGAACCAACAGCUGAAGAUAACAUUCAGAUGGCUUCAUCAAUGACAAAUCAACAGCUUAUUCAUGCUGGGAAUAACACAAUGGAUGAGACUGAUCAGGCCAUUGAGCGCUCUAAACAGGUAGUUGCACAAACACUUGAUCAUGGAACUGAAACAGCAGCCAAGUUAAAGGGCCAAACUGACCAAAUGGGUCGUAUUGUUAAUGAGCUGGAUACAAUUCAAUUUUCACUCAAGAAGGCAUCUCAGCUGGUGAAGGAGAUUGGUCGGCAGGUUGCCACUGACAAGUGUAUCAUGCUUUUUCUCUUUCUUAUCGUCUGUGGUGUCAUAGCCAUUAUUGUUGUGAAGAUUGUGAACCCAAACAACAAAGAUAUUAGGGAUAUUCCGGGAUUAGCACCUCCAGCCCCCGCAGCAAGGAGGCUGUUGUAUGUGAAGGCCGCUGAACAUUUUGGGUAGAUUUGCUGCAAUUGAUCUCUUCCACACUUGAGUUUGGAUUGUUGGUUACGCUCUCCUAUAGUUUGUGCAUAGUGAGUUUGUGUCGUCUGUAAAUCAUGUAUCAGAGGUUUUUGUUUAUCCUUUCGGCAGUUGCAUUCUUUCCCCCCAAAAACGAUGGCUUUUCAAGAUCUGUCAUAUCCACAUUCAGAUUGUUUCGCUGUCAAUAUUUUUAUCCUAUGCGUGUAUUAGCUAGCCACACGACGUUCAGAAUAUGGAGUAAAAUUGUGUUCAUUCUUUUCACCUUAAUCAAGUGUCGACAUUCUUUUUAUUUUCCA
This is a messenger RNA of Spinacia oleracea (spinach), 1544 nucleotides long. Its product is annotated as novel plant SNARE 13. The record is from RefSeq and is a predicted model, not a curated record. Lineage: Eukaryota; Viridiplantae; Streptophyta; Magnoliopsida; Caryophyllales; Amaranthaceae. Gene Ontology annotation, cellular component: endoplasmic reticulum membrane; SNARE complex; ER to Golgi transport vesicle membrane. The transcript has 10 exons. Bases 418 to 1230 code for a protein of 270 amino acids. Gene Ontology annotation, biological process: vesicle fusion. Gene Ontology annotation, molecular function: SNAP receptor activity; SNARE binding.